Messenger RNA from Microbotryum saponariae, 3052 nucleotides. Lineage: Eukaryota; Fungi; Basidiomycota; Microbotryomycetes; Microbotryales; Microbotryaceae. The record is from the annotation of a GenBank genome assembly.
AUGUCGCGUGAGGGUGUGCACGUAGCGUACAGGGGCUCGCCCAUCUUUGGCAAGCUGGCCCCUGGGUCGCGCAACCCCUCGAGCGUGCCGAUGCAAGCUUCGCAUUCUUCCCCGGCGAACCUCACCUCACCUUCCCACGACGCAUUCAGGUCACCCAUACCGCCUUCGCGAUCUACGUGGGCGAUGGGCGUCCAUGGCUCCACGACCUCGUCCUCAUCGCCCGCUUCGUUAUUCCGAUGCGACGCCGGAUCUUCUUCGCCUUACGCCAGCUCGUACUCCACCGUCGCGUCCUCUCCCAUGACAAAGUCCUCCUCUCUACAAUUAUCGGCGGAGAUGCACGGAAGUUCAAUGUCGAGCUCGCCGAGCUAUGACAUGAUGUUGGAGGACCAACAACAUACUCGGCCCGAGCUGCAACGUCGACUCACGGCUCCGGCCGCCAACUGCGCGUCCGACUCGCCAUCUCGUAGCGGCAGUCCCGCCGGAGUGGUGCGCCGUCCCCCGAUCCCCAAACUGCGUUUCGACCCAGCGACCGAGGUCAAGCGAGGUGUGGCGAAGCAGAGCGAUGAUGCCAGUAUUUGGCCAAAAGAAAUCGACGAAGCAUUCAGGAAUGGUGGGUUGUCAAGCGCUUUGAGAGCGGCGCGUUAUUCAGGAAAUCGCGAGCUGACCUUGUUUCUCGUGAGCCAACAGCCUACUUCAACUUGCCCGAGUUGGGACGCCGCAAGGUGCUCGUCGACGGCAAGCCUGCGGGUCGCAACGAGCUCAUCGCCCUCUACAUCCUGGAUCGGUGCCAUCAAGAGCGCACGCGCAAGCAGAUCUCGAGCCACAUUCAAGUCAUCAAGAACGCGAUCAUCGGUAAGCCCGCCAAAGUCGCCUUGGGAUUUAAACAGAAUUGAGAACAAGGUUCUGACAUCCAUCCUGCUCAACAGCCCAAGGACAGACCCAGACCUUCGAACCUCAGCGGAAAAUGCUGACCGACGCCGAGGCACGUUAUUGGUUUCCGACGCACCAGAUCCAAUGCUUAGAUGGAGCAUCCCCGGAGCCGAUGCCUGGCGUUGACUAUCAACCCCGAGUUGCACUCUACCCGAACUUCCCCGUUUCUGUACCGCCAAAGACAAUGCGACCUAUGGCCAUGACGCCGAUGAUGCCGCAAACCGCCUAUCCGAUGACCCACAUAGCCGGACACCACGCGCCUUACUACCCUUCUGCCCCGUCGUCGUAUGGCCCGAUGCCACUUACCCCCACCACGACCCUCACACAUGCUAUAAGCAACCUCGGAUUACUCUCGGAGCCUUCCCCCGCGAGUCGGUACGCCGGCACAGUGAUGCUCGAGUCGCUGUGCUUCUGGGUGUCCAACGGCAAACCCAAUGGCACCGAGGUGAUGGCGAAACUCGACACGGCAGACGCUGCAACCAGUUCGCAACGCGUUUCCUUCAUCGAGAGUUUACCUCCCGCGACAAUCAGCUACGACCGCCUCAUAAGCAUGUACGACAAAUACCAAUGCCCUUUCAUACACGCUAAGCUCAACGUGACUAUCCCGGACGAGGACUACUCGGGUCGCCCCUUGCCAACGAACUUUCACUCGAGCUAUGUGCUGUCAUCAACGCAGGAGCUCGACAUAUCCGUUGUCACUUCGAUGUACAUUGCCGGCGAGCUUCAGCGUGUCGAAAAGACGAGCUUGAUCGAGCGCGUCUCGGUGGGCAGCCCCGCUUCGGGCUCCGACGUUUCUUCCCCCGCUUCAGCUGCUUCACCCGAGGACCGCGAUGCGUCGCGGUCGUCGCAGAGGAACGCAAAUGGCAAGAUCGAGUACAACGUGCCUUUCGGUGACAAGUUCUGGUCCUGGCUCUUUGCCAAGGAGGCCGAGAUCUAUGAUGACUCGCAUCAAAUCGUCCCCACGCUCAUCUUUACCAAGAACAAAAAGGAGCUGGAGCCGUUCGCGAACAUCGCGGAGGCGGUACUGGUGGUGCAAGAGUUCUCGGUGCACGACGCAGCAAUGGCUUCUUCGAAUGGCGAGGUCCAAAGCGAGGUCGUUCUCGUCGUGGCGCACACCGUUCACCUCCACGAUCCCGCCUGGCCCGGCCGAGCCUUCUCUGUGCUCUCGACGUUGAUCCGGAACCAGCCCGCUCCGCUGCCUGGCAUGCCCGCAGCGGUGUCAAUGCCAAUGCCGAUGCCGAUGCAGAUGCCCAUGUCGAUGCCGAUGCCGGUUCCCAGUCCGGCCGAACGAAUGCCACUCGGCAUGAUCCAGAACCUGCCUCGACAGCCUACUCGCACGGGACCUUCUUCUUCAAGUUUCGGACAUCGCCGCGGCAACUCUGUCAAUAAGCCGAACCUCUCCCUGCAAAUCCCCCCUCUGCCGAACUUUUCGUUUCAGCAAGCCCAGGGCCAAGGGGGAACUACGGCGGCCAUGGGUGGCUUGCACACACCUCUGACGCAAAUCGUCCACACCCCGAUGGACCCUCCUCCCUUCAUCAGUGGCCCACCGCCUCCUCCCCAUGCCCGAGCCCAGCGCAGCUAUUCGCAGUCUUCCAUCUCGCCGUGGGACUGCACAUCGCCGGCGUUCGCGGACCCGUACUCGGCCGAGCAAGGCGCGGGCAUGCCUUUUUUCGGCGAGCACGACGACCAUCUCUCGACGUCCGUUCAAGGCCAUCUCAACGGCGCUCCCAUAAUGGCGGGGGCGCCCAUGUUCCACCAAAUGUCGACGAUGCACCCCACUUCUCGCGCGAUGAUCGACAAGCUCACGGCCGAGGCCUUGGCGGCAGGCACACCGACGAUCGAACACUUCCCCGGUAUGAUCGGUACCCCCAUCACUCUACAUCCGACGAUGAACCGAGUCGCGGGGACCAACAACGCCAGGCACCCCGUCAAAGUUGUGGUCUCCUCGACGCCGAUCGGGUCCCCCCUCAUCUCGACCCAUACCCCUGUUCGGACGCCCGCCCCGGUCGUCUCGUCUCCCGCGGAGGAGGCAACGGCACCUAAGUCAGCUUCCAAGGUUUUGGCUUCGCAUGAGGAACGCGAUUUCUUCUCCGGCCUCCUGGGCGAGUCCCGAUAUGCGUAA